Fomitopsis serialis is the source of this 2268-nucleotide messenger RNA. Its product is annotated as phosphatases II. The coding region runs from base 130 to 1950 and encodes 606 amino acids. Gene Ontology annotation, molecular function: protein tyrosine phosphatase activity; phosphatidylinositol-3,4,5-trisphosphate 3-phosphatase activity. Gene Ontology annotation, biological process: cell motility; regulation of phosphatidylinositol 3-kinase/protein kinase B signal transduction; protein dephosphorylation. The transcript has 6 exons. The record is from RefSeq and is a predicted model, not a curated record. NCBI's taxonomy places the organism in Eukaryota, Fungi, Basidiomycota, Agaricomycetes, Polyporales, Fomitopsidaceae. Gene Ontology annotation, cellular component: cytosol; nucleus; plasma membrane.
CCAUGGCGUUGGUGACAGCAGCGCCAUCAGUGCCAGCUUGAACAGUGGCCUUGGCAGACAAUGGAUACCUCCGUUCCUCCAUGUGCAUGACCCUAAAGAGUCCCUGUACACCCUCUCACACUCACGGCCAUGACAGACUUCAUUCGUCGUCUUGUCUCCCUCGACAAGGCUAGAUAUAAGGACGAUGAACUGGACAUUGACCUCGACCUUGUCUACAUCACCGAGCAAGUGAUUGUGAUGGGGUACCCUGCAUCCGGGUUGGAAGCGUUGUAUCGCAACCGACGCGAGGAUGCCAAACGUUUCCUGGAGCAUCGUCACGGCAAGAACUUCUGGGUGUUCAAUUUCUGCCCAGUGGCAGAGAACUGCUACCCUGCCAGUAUUUUUGAUGGCAGAGUUAGCAGAUACCCGUUUCCUGACCACCACGCUCCACCGCUGGCGAUCCUUCCAUUAGUCGCCCGCGAGAUACGAGCAUGGUUAGAGCCUUCCAAAGAGCGAGUCGCGGUCCUGCACUGCAAAGCUGGCAAGGGACGAUCAGGUACCAUGGCGUGCGCGUACCUCCUCACAUCCGACCAAGCACCCAGUCCCCAAACGGUCAAGCGAAGUCAGACAGCGAAGGAUGAAGCGACCGCACGCGCACAGCAAAUUAUGAACUCAAUGCCUUCGGAUGAUAACUCACAAGAUGUCCCUCCUCAGACCGAGCCUGGAACGCCCGUACCUCCCGACAUGACCGACGAUGAAGGGAUGAAUGCCAUGCAGCAGCAAGGUUCUCAAGGCGACCACGCCGAGAAUCUCACACGAGUCCUUGAACUGCACACAUCGAAACGGAUGAGGCGCCCCACUUCGCCCUCCCAGCAGACGAAACAAGGUGUCAGCAUCCCGAGCCAGCGCAGGUGGCUAUACUACUGGUCUCUUGUCAUCUCACAUCAAGCUCCGCCAGGCUUCUGGUCAAAGGAGUCUGGAGUCCUGAAGCGCCCCCCGCCGAAAAUCCGCCUCACACAGGUCGCGAUCCGUAUGCGCGAGCUGUCUGGUGUGAAGGUGAACCUGAUGCGCGCUGCCAACGCGCUCCUCGAACGGACUAGCUAUGCCAAAGCGCCCAAGGGCGAAAUUGCGACAGCGUCGCGGGCAGGCGGGCGCAUAUGGGUGUCGCUCGCGCGGUACGACGAUGACCUAACUGAGACGCUGGAACGGUGGGAGCGGCAGACACGCGACGACGGCGGGAACAUGGGGCGACGCAAGCCGGGAAGCGAGAGAGUGGGGGACGAGGCGCUCUCGGGCGUCUUCGAGGAUGACAUAUGGGACAAGGGCAAGAUGGUCAGGCCGUUCGCGCGCCUGGGGGUGGUGCGGGAGGAAGACUACCGGAAGGAGGACACUCAGACGGAUGGAAAAGUGGUGACGCGGGUCCUCAAGCCUUUGACAGAUGACAAGUGGGGCAAACUCAAGGAGACGAUAAGACAGCAUGCGGAAAAGGAAGUGCAAGAGCAAGACGAGAAAGCGCUAUCGGAUGGAGUGACCGAUGUACAUGUCGAGUCAGAGAGCACGUCCAUCAGCGACGUUACCCAGACGUUGAAAGACGAUCAAGGCGUCGUGCUAAAUGCUGAUCGGGAGGUGCGCGUCAAGGUCUACAUGGGUCAGGUCUUCCUGGGCUGGUUCUGGUUCAUCCCCACCUUCCACAUGCCACAUCCCCGUACUCCGAUCGGCCAGAGCUCAACGCUGGUCCUGACGCGGAAGGAACUCGACUUUCCCGUCGGAAUAGGGGCCAACAUCAUCGACGUGACAGUUUCGAUGGAUUGGGUGCCUGAAAAGGCAGACGUGCUCGAUCCGCCGUCACGCGAGGGCAGCCUGGCGUCCCGCCAGGGACGUGGAGAGCCUGCGGUGCUAGCUUCGUCGUUGCUGGCUGCGAGCGACCCCAUUGCGGGCGUAGUGGACACCAAGCAAGCGGCGGAGGACUAGAUCAUAUCACCGACUGUGGAAAUCUACGUACACUCAAUAAUUUUCCAUACCGAUGAAGAGUCGGAACGAGGGGCUGCUGGAUCCGAUACGUAUGUCAAUACGGUGGCAGGAAGGCCGACAAGCACAGCUCGUUAAUGCGGCCGGGGUUUGUGCGGUCAAACCUUGUCACAUAAGCUCACUCGAAGUUCGAAGUCAGGAGAACCCACCUGGCUUCCGAUCCGGUCAACGGGCUCACACUGCCUAAGGUGCACGAGGAUGUUGGCAGUCAGACAGAUAGUAUACAAUGUCAGCGGAGUUGGUGGCCGUCGACUGAAUCAC